AUGGGACAGCCAUCCUUCGCGGCAUCGAAUGCCAUCAUCUACGUCACUUAUGGACUCUUCCUGAUCACGGGAACUGCCAUUGCGUGGAAGUUCCGCAACCAGUCCAAGGGAGAGUUCCUUUCUGGUAACAGGACUCAGACGGCCUUCCCCCUGGCCCUCAACUUCAUCGCCUCUGCCCUCGGCUCCGGCAUCCUCUUCUCCUACCCGGAGCUCGCCACCAUCACCGGCGUCCAGGGCGUCGUCGUCUACGCCCUCUCCUCCUCCCUCCCUCUCCUCAUCUUCGCCGUCCUCGGCCCCAUCAUCCGCCGCAAGACUCCCGAGGGCUUCGUCCUGACGGCCUGGACCCGCCAGCGCUACGGCACCAUCGCCAUGCUGUACCUCAGCUUCAUGACCCUCGUCACGCUAUUCCUCUACAUGGUCGCUGAGCUCUCCGCCAUUGGCCAGGUCGUCAACGCCCUGACAAGCCUCGAUGGCCUCCCCGUCAUGAUUGUCCAAUGCGUCAUCACCACCAUCUACACCUCACUCGGCGGCUUCAAAAUCUCCUUCAUCACAGACAACCUCCAGGGCGCCAUGGUCGUCUGCCUCAUCAUCAUCGUCGCAAUCACAAUGGGCGUAAAAACCGAGAUCGACACCUCCCUCAUCGACACCUCCGGCCUGCUCAAGCCCACCCUCCUCGGCUGGCAGCUCCUCUACAUCCUGCCCAUCUGCAUCCUCACAAACGACUUCUUCCUCUCCGGCUUCUGGCUGCGCACCUUCGCCUCCAAGACCGACCGCGACCUGCGCAUCGGCGUCUCCAUCGCCGUCGCCGUCAUCCUCUGCGUCCUCACAAUGGUCGGCGUCACCGGCCUCGUCGCCGCCUGGUCCGGCGCCCUGCCCCUCGACCAGAUCGCCGACUCGGGCUCCGUCGCCUUCUUCCUGCUGCUGCAGCAGCUCCCCGCCUGGGUCGUCGGUAUUGUUCUUGUUAUGGUCUGCACCCUCUCCACCGCCGCCUUCGACUCGCUCCAGUCCGCCAUGGUCUCCUCCGCCUCCAACGACCUCUUCCGCAACCGCCUCAACAUCUGGUGGAUCCGCGCCGGCGUCGUGCUCAUCAUCGUCCCCACCGUCGUCAUCGCCCUCAAGGCGCCCUCGGUCCUGCAGAUCUACCUCAUCUCCGACCUCGUCUCCGCCUCCGUUAUCCCCGUCCUCGUCUUCGGGCUCGUCGACCGCUUCUAUUGGUGGCGCGGCUUCGAGGUCGUCGUCGGCGGCCUGGGCGGUAUUCUCACCGUCUUCCUGUUCGGUCUGGUGUUUUACGAGGGCGACGCGCAGAAGGCGGCGAAUUUGCUGAUUAUUUCAGAGGGUUUGUAUGCUGACGACUGGAGCGUGUUUGGCGCCUUCGUCGCCGCCCCCGUGGGCAGUUUCCUCUGGGGCUUCGGCGCGCUCGGCGUGCGGCUUGGGUUCCAGUACGUGAUGGCCAAGAAGAGCGGCCGCCGCUUCGACGCGCUUGACCGGCCUGUCGGUCCUGGCUUCACCCCUGACGCGGAUGGCGUGCCGCAUACCGUCUCGCGUGAGGAGUACACCGACGUCACGUCCGAUGUUGAGAUUGUCAAGCCCGCUGGCAAGUUCUUCUAA
Molecule: messenger RNA, 1608 nt
Organism: Colletotrichum chrysophilum
Lineage: Eukaryota; Fungi; Ascomycota; Sordariomycetes; Glomerellales; Glomerellaceae
Exons: 5
Coding region: 1-1608 (535 amino acids)
Biological process (GO): transmembrane transport
Cellular component (GO): membrane
Molecular function (GO): transmembrane transporter activity
Source: RefSeq, a predicted model, not a curated record